GCGGCCGCUCCAGCCGAAGAGCUGAUGCUCGGCUAAUGACUGUUAGCCUGCUGGCAGCGAACGCCCCCGUUUCUCGGACCGAAGAGACGCAGACAUGUCGGAGUUUCUGGCUGACCCGUCCGUCCUGACCAAAGACAAGCUGAAAAGCGCCCUGGUGGCCAAUAACGUGGCCCUCCCGAACGGCGAGCAGAGGAAGGGCGUGUAUGUGGAGCUGUACUUGAAAAAUCUGACCUCUCAAAACAAGAAGAGCAGCGCGGCUCCGGCUCCGACUCCGACUCCGGCUCCGGACGCCUUCUCCUUCUCCAGCGACGAAGAGCUGCCGGCCCCGGUGGUCUCCAACAAGAGUCGCUCCGGCAGGAAAGCCACCAGGAAGACGGACAGAGUCCGGCCAGAGGAGAUCGACGUUACAGAACUCACCAAUGAAGGUCUGAAAGACCAACUUCUGAAGUAUGGCAUCAACGCUGGACCCAUUGUAGUAUCCACGCGAAAGGUGUAUGAGAAGAAGCUCCAGAAGUUACUAGACCUGGGCCCACCUGAGGCAGUUAUAUCCCUCUCCGAACCUGCUCGAACUGACAGCAGCCAGAACGGCAACACUGACUCAGACCAAUACAGCGAUAAGGAGGAAGAAACACCAACAGCUGUCCCAGAGCCUGAACCUGAGCCUGAACCCGAGCCAGACCCAGUCCCAGUGGUGGAGAGGCCAUUGAGGAGCAGAGGAAAAACACCAGUCACCACCAGAACACGCAGUGGCCAGCACAAGACCUGGAAAGAGGACGAGCAAGAGGAAGAUUUUCAGGUCAUGAACGUUCAGAGAAAAUCCAGGAGAUCCUCUCGUAGACUGGAUCAGACGGUUCCUGCCAGCGAUGACACUGACGUCUCCGAGCUUUCAGCAGCUGAGAUGCUGUCGGCUCCUCAGGAGAGAAAAAGAGCAGCGCCUUCGCUUCGUGAAAACGUCCGCUUCCCUGUGAAGAAUGGGAGUCCCAGAUGUACGCCUUCGUCUCCAUGGCAACAAGGCAGAAAGCUUAACGAAGGUGGUGCUGCUUCCUCUGCUGCACCCAGUGAAGAGAUGCAGGUGUCCAUCCUUAAUACUGCUGUCCUUCAGGCUUCAUUUCAGGAGCCUAAAUCUGUCUCGCUGGCCAAACAUACCAAGCGGUCCAUUCAGCCCCGUUCAUCUUCAGCUCAACCGUCUGAAGAUUUGAUUCACAUGAUGUGCCGCCUCUCGCCUCCUCCAGCUCGUCAGAACAAUGCUUCCCCUCCUCCACCCGCUGAGAUGGAUUCUCCCUGCCGUCCAGCUCAAGAAGAUCCUCUGUCGGUCAUAAAGAGCUCGUCUAAGGACCACUCGGGGUCUUCUGCGGCCCUGUCGAGGGGAAAGCAAACCAAAAUCCGUCCGUUCCUCUCUCCGGUCACCCCUGUACGUGGGCAGGGCAACAGCUUUGGCGAUCAGACUCCGCUGUCGAUUGAGAAGCUGUCUGCUGUUGAGCACACCCCAAAACCAGCAGAACGAGAUGUGCUGAAAGAACUGUUCCCCAACGAGACCUUCAACACGCCCACGGGAAUCAGCGCUACCCGUCGCCAGCCGAUUAAAGGAGCAGCCGGCCGGCCCUUCAGUGACGCGUGGAGGGACGAACUGCGUCCACGCCUCACCGAGCUCAGACAGACCAUCUCAUCCUACACAGAGAGCCGGUCCAUCUCUCGCGCGAGCGCCACCCCCCUCUCCUCUGCUCCCCUCUCUUCCGUACCUCUGUCCAGCAUUCCCAAGCCUGCAGCACCGCCUAGUGUUCAGGCCAAAACCCGGCGCCGCCUGCCAGUGUGGGUGCAGCUGCUGCUCCUCAGUGCCGUGGCUGGCUUCCUUUUCUUUGUUUACCAAGCCAUGGAGACCAACGAAAUCAGUCCAUUCGGCCAGCCGGAAAGCAGUGGCGCGUUAAAGGGCACCAGCAAAUGAACUCCCUUCCCCUCACGUCCCUCUUCGGUUCUCGCCCCAGCCAGAACUUCUCUUCAGCAGCCUCGGACACUCGGUCAAAAGACCACCUAUGCCCCCCCCCCUUCAUUCUUCCAUUACAAGACAGUACUCCACAAAUUCUCUAACUUCGGCCUCCUCUUUCUCACUGACGUCUGGUCAUCAUCCAGAAACAAAGGAGAUUCUGCAGGUUUAGCUGGACCUCUUCGGUCCCCAAGUGUGAACACAUUUUUUUUUCUCUUCUCAUCUGUUUUGAGGGUCUGUGUUUUGGGCUCUUUUUGGUGCUGGGAAUGCUUUUUGGUGGGUUAAUAAGAAGCAUCUAUGUGAAAAUGAAAUUAAGGACUAGCCAAAGGAGCUGUGACCGUGUGUGUGUGUGUGUGUGAGAACAUGUGUAAAGGCACACUGUGGCUCUGGAUUCAGGGGUUAGCCAGCUACGGUUUUAACUCUCAGCUCUUUGCCUCUGCAGUUACUUUCACUUAAUUAAGUCCGCCUUAAGCUGUACUGAACUGAACUGAAACUAAGACCAAAUGGUCGUCUCACUAGCCCAUGAAUCCCGUUUCACGGUGAGCCAGACUCGUCUCUGCGUGACAAACGUUUGCGCAUUUAUUUUCGCGUAUUUCUCUAAGAGCGUUACUCAUUUCAUUUAACACUGCCGCCUCUUUUAGUAUUUGUGUAUGUGAAUCCCGUUUGCAGCAUCAUAACAUUUGAGGAUCACUUUGAUUCAGGUAUGACGCCACAAACUGGUGCCAGUAUAUUGAAAAAUGUUCAUGUCGGCUUCUGUUUACAGAGCAGGAACACGUGGCUCUUGAAGGGCAGCUCCACCCAAAUUCUGCCGAAUUCAAUUGGAUGUAAACAGUCAUUCAGAGUCGUUCAGUGUUUUUGAUGGGAACCAGACGUCUGAAGAGUUUAGUGCCAUUUAAAGUUGACUUCUGGAAACUUAUUACCUGAAGGGGUUGCAAAACUGAUACCCGAGACGUUGUUUUACAGAAGUUUUAUGACUGAAACGUGUUUUUAAAGUGAAUUAAUGGCAGAUUAUGUACAGGUGUUGUACAUAGUGUUAGGAGGCAAACUAGAUCCCAAAGAAAACACUUUCAUACAUCAGCGCAGACGGGUGUAGGUUCACUGCUGGUUUUGGAUUGUAAACGAAAUGUCUGUACUUGUACUGUAGCUGCGACCCCUGGUUCCCAUCACCAGCACUGUAAAGACGUCUGAUAUUGGCAAAAAGAGGUGGAGUUCCCCUUUAAGUAAACAUAUUUUUUAUUAUUUUUACAUUUGUAAUUGUGAAAAUAAUAAUAAUAAAUAAUAAUUGACCUUAUUAGUUUUGAUAGACAAUGUUCUUUCAUUUCAGAAUAUAGUCUAGAAUUGUAAAAAUUGUCUUUAUACAGUUUUUAAAAAAUGAGUGUGUACAUAUGCGCUCAGUAAUCCGAUCAUAAUCUGAUUUCUGCAGUCAUCCGAUUAUUCAGAUGGUCAUGUAAACUCCACACUCCGAUCUAGGAAUCGGACACAGGCUGGAUUUUAGCUCCGUGAUCAGAUUUCUCUGUGCUGUGAGCUCUCGCUCUGAUUUCUGUGGGCUUUCUCAGUCUGCGCGAGAUCAGACUCUGGAUGUCGAGCGGCGCUGAAACCAAACACGAAAUAUAGGAUCUGAAUAUUCUUCCGUCUUCUAGACGAUGUUAAGUUCAUAUUUUCAGGUAAAGCGGCGCGAUGUUUAAAAAAGCUGCGUAUGAAGUUUGAGGUUUACGUUACGUUUAUUUUGCGUCUUCUGUGAGUUUGUUGACUGGAUGUAAAGCAGAAAUCUGAUUACUGUCUGACUCACGUAGACCUGGAGUUUCCCCAUUAUCUGAUUACUCAAGUGCCUGUAAACGCGUGGAUCAGAUUACUGAUGAAAUCCGAUUUUCUGCAGUUAUCGGAUUAUUGGUCGUAUGUAAACGCGUGGAUCAGAUUACUGACACAAUAAGAUUUUCUGCAGUUAUCGGAUUAUUGAUCGUAUGUAAACGCGUGGAUCAGAUUACUGAUGAAAUCAGAUUUUCUGCAGUUAUCGGAUUAUUGGUCGUAUGUAAACGCGUGGAUCAGAUUACUGACACAAUAAGAUUUUCUGCAGUUAUCGGAUUAUUGGUCGUAUGUAAACGCGUGGAUCAGAUU
This is a messenger RNA of Pygocentrus nattereri (red-bellied piranha), 4096 nucleotides long. It is a transcript of the gene tmpoa, whose product is annotated as thymopoietin a. The transcript has 12 exons. Gene Ontology annotation, molecular function: DNA binding. NCBI's taxonomy places the organism in Eukaryota, Metazoa, Chordata, Actinopteri, Characiformes, Serrasalmidae. Bases 95 to 1942 code for a protein of 615 amino acids. The record is from RefSeq and is a predicted model, not a curated record.